AUGCUGUCCAGGACUGCUCGUUUCGCCUCGGGGCGCGCCCUCGCCGCCGCCAGCUCCUCCGUUGCCCGAGGCACAAUCUCGGGCGCCCUCGUCCGCCCUGCCGUUGCUGCUCCUGCUGUCUUUUCCGUCUCGGCCAAGCGCUCUUACCACGAAAAGGUGCUCGACCACUAUUCGCGCCCGCGUAAUGUCGGCUCCAUGGACAAGAAGGACGUAGAUGUCGGCACCGGCCUGGUCGGCGCCCCGGCAUGUGGCGACGUGAUGAAACUGCAGAUUCGCGUGGACCCCGAGACCAACACCAUCUCAGACGUCAAGUUCAAGACGUUUGGCUGCGGCUCCGCCAUUGCCUCGAGCAGCUACCUCACGGAGCUCGUGCGUGGUAUGAGCCUUGAUGAUGCUGGCAAGGUCAAGAACACUGAGAUUGCCAAGGAGCUGUGCCUACCUCCUGUCAAGCUCCACUGCUCUAUGCUCGCCGAGGAUGCCAUCAAGUCUGCCAUCUCUGACUACUACAGCAAGAACCCCAAGAUCCAGACCACCAAUCUGAGCGGUACUGAGAUGAAGAUGCCUAUUGGCGCCACUGCUGAGGCCACUCCGGCGUAA
Beauveria bassiana ARSEF 2860 is the source of this 597-nucleotide messenger RNA. Its product is annotated as iron sulfur cluster assembly protein 1. The coding region runs from base 1 to 597 and encodes 198 amino acids. Lineage: Eukaryota; Fungi; Ascomycota; Sordariomycetes; Hypocreales; Cordycipitaceae. Gene Ontology annotation, cellular component: mitochondrial matrix; cytoplasm. Gene Ontology annotation, molecular function: 2 iron, 2 sulfur cluster binding; ferrous iron binding. Gene Ontology annotation, biological process: iron-sulfur cluster assembly; intracellular iron ion homeostasis. The record is from RefSeq and is a predicted model, not a curated record. The transcript is spliced from 2 exons.